CCGCAAAGGGACUGGAUUUUCAAGGUUGGAUUUUCUUCCGCUUUAACUUAAGGAAACAUGGCGUUUGGCUUUGCUUUUCAUUUUAUAUCUGCAGUGGGCAAUAAGCGCUGCCCAGCUGCUGGUCUUCUUCCUGAACCUCAAUUGGAAAAGGGUUUUCCAAGUUCAUGGAUAGGACCAAAAAACUAUUGGCUCAUUUAACAGGAAAAUCGCUUACGUUUGUACUACGUGGAGCAUCUGCAGUUUUUAAAUUCACUUUAUUUUAUUCUAGUCCAUGGCAUUUAAAGAAGAACUUUGUUGAAAGCAAGACGCAUUACCGAGCAGCAUUGACUAAACGGACCAUCUUCCUAUACGUUUUCCAAAUGCAUUUCGUCGUGUAUACGGUUCUAAUAGUCGUCUGCACGGUCUCGAGAAUCUUUGCUGCUCCCGCUACGAUUGGUGAGAUGAACGGGCCGAGAGGACGAAGAGAUACGACUGACGGUGACAAGGAAAAGGGCGAUUUUCUAUCGUCAGUUGCGACAGCUGCCAAUGCAGCGAAACUUGUUGCGCAAUACGGGUGUCCGAUCGCCCGACUGGCUUAUACCCAAUGCAACAAGGAACAAAAUCCAAGUGGAUACAACCAGAAAUUAAUUGAUGCAACUUGGGAGCAUUUUACCAAAGACGUUGAUCAAGGUGAUGGAGCAACAGUGGCAAAAGCAAUUCGGGAAUAUGGAUGUCCAGCCGUAGGAUUUGUUACCAAACUGUGUGUGCUCGCCUAAGGAUUGAAGGGAAUUAGUUCAAACCGUUACAUGCUCCAAUUUAUUGCACCUAUUAGUAUUCGCAAAUUAUCCAAUCUAAAUUUUAUGAAGUAGCAUGUUUCUACCCUUUAAAAGAAAAGCUUAGUAUUGUGUAAUCCCUACCUUCUCCAUGUGUCAUAAUGUCUGUACGCUAUUAGCAUGUGAUGAAUAAUUAACCAUAUGCAUACUUCCCACAUGGCAUUAGCCUAUUUUAGGCUAAUGCCACAAGGGAAAUGUUAUCAAAAAGAAAGUGGAAAGAUAACGGUCGUCGUUGUGAUGACUGACCAAUAGCCUAAAGCAAAGCUAUUCUCAAGAAAACGGUUCAUUUCUUUGUCUUUUCUAACGGUAAAAAAAAGAUCGCUUCUUUCGUAUGCACCAUCUUCAUUUAGUUCCGUCUCAAAAUCGAGAAAUGUUUGGCCGAUUCUCGUCUUCCUGAAAUCAAAAAUGGAUUCACAAAUUGUGCAAAAGUUAAUUUUUCAAGCGGCUAGUGAAGGAUCAGUAGAUGUGUUGAAUGAUGUUAUUCAACAGCACGGACCUUUAUCCAAAGUGAUUGCAAAUCUCACUGUAUGUAACGAUGAAGGGGAUACACCUUUAUACGUCGCGAUUCGAAAUGGGCACGACAAGAUGGUUGAAUUCAUUUUAGCUAAAAUACAGGAAUGCAUCGUGAGUAGCAUCAACGUGACACAUUGCAAAACAAAGACUACGUUAUUUUGGCAAGGGAAACCUUCGAUUCGUAUGGCACAUUGUCUUGGGAUUUGUGAACAUGUACCUGUCAUGUACAUCAUGGAACAUCUGAUUGGAAAUAUUAUGCCUAAUUACCUUCCUUGGUUGGAUUUCGUGUUGAAUUGCGUGAUUGAAAGUAACAUCAGUCGGUCAGAGAAAAUUAUUGCGCUGGAAUUGUUAGGAUCUGCUUUCAUCUUUUUACAUUCCCAGCAUCCACCAGAGAAGACGGGAUGUCGUCAAGGAUUGUACUGCUGGAACGAAGCCAUGAUUCUCCGCUAUUCCACCGUCAAUACCAUCCCAAAAAUCCCGCACGAUUCUUCUGAAAUCGCUCGCAACGCUUACGGAGGUGUUGUUGAAUGGAUGACUGUCCAACAACUGGAACAUCUAAUGAAAGAGCAAUGUUCAUUUAGAGGAUUUUUAAAGGAGUGGGAAGCUAUUUGCAUGGCACCUUUACGGAUUCAAGCUCUGCUUGUUCUCGAACGUACAUUCAAACAAAAUCAACGUGAUAGUCCCAAUUCAUUUCAUCUCAAAUUCUUAUUGGAUUACGUUUACGAAUGUGAAGCUCGUAAACAGUUUACUAAAGUGAUCAACAUUUCUUUGCUUAUUCUAGAAGAGUGUAUCGAUUUAAAACAAACGUCAUCUGCUAAAUGUAUCGAUAUUUUCAUUCAAACGUUCAUUAUCAUAUUCGAUUGUUUGAUGCAACCGAACACGUCCAAAGAAAAAUUUUCAAACUCAAAUUUCUUACUCAUCGUCAAAUUGAGUUCAAAGAUCUUAACGAACUUGUCAACAGGACCGGACAUGCCCAUCAUCGAUCCUAAAUUCCAAAAGUACGGCGUUCUAAAGAAGUUUGUCAAGUUGAUCGCCGUUUGGUUAUCUUGGUUGAACGACGAAGAGCAACGACAACUAGAAGAACAUCUACACGAAUUCAUUCGUCUUGGUGUACCUGAUGGCUAUUCGAGUCCUCUUCAUUACGCCAUUUGGGUCUUUGUUUCGCACGGAGUCGUCAUCAGUUUGAACGCGGUUAAAGUCAUCCGGUUGUUCCUCCGACUCGGGGCGAAUCCAAACACGUUCGAUCAAAACGGCAAAACUCCGAUGCAUUGCUUGGCCAAUCAUUGGUGCUGGAUGAUUUACCUUGAUUUGUAUUUGACGGUGUUCCAGUCGUUGGUGGAUGCUGGUGGUCGACUGGACAAAGCCACUCCCGAAGGCGAAACUGUGAUGAGCAUUUUGAAAGAGCAGCGGAUUAAAUUGUCACCUCACAUUAAUCGAUUUGAUCCUUACCUGGAAUCGAUGAUGAACACUGUUCUACCAUUCUCCUUGUCCGACCUUUGUGCCCAGGUGAUACGUCAUCGUCAAGUUGCCUAUGAGAAUCAACUUCCCUGCAGCUUGCAAUCGUUCGUUCGGCGUGAUUACACUGUUCAUCGUAAAUACUUUUGA
Messenger RNA from Daphnia carinata, 2930 nucleotides. RefSeq names its product protein fem-1 homolog C-like. NCBI's taxonomy places the organism in Eukaryota, Metazoa, Arthropoda, Branchiopoda, Diplostraca, Daphniidae. Gene Ontology annotation, molecular function: protein binding. The coding region runs from base 1218 to 2930 and encodes 570 amino acids. The transcript is spliced from 6 exons. The record is from RefSeq and is a predicted model, not a curated record.